Molecule: messenger RNA, 2461 nt
Organism: Ectocarpus siliculosus
Lineage: Eukaryota; Phaeophyceae; Ectocarpales; Ectocarpaceae
Source: the annotation of a GenBank genome assembly
AUGGGAUUGCUGGUGACUGCCGCCAGACGGGCUCGUGGUGUAGCGCGCCUGGCCAUCUCGAAGGAUGCCUCCAGCAGGUACAUGUCCGGUCUUCCGCCGCCAUACACCCCGGGCGACACCCGAAAAGGUAUCAGUGUUGUCGGGGCUGGCAGGAUGGGGAUGAUCAGGGCGGAGGGCAUCAUCGCCAACCCAGGCACGCGACUAGUGUCUGUUGUGGAUCCCGACAGGGAGAAGGCGACGGCGCUGGCGGAGAGUUCGAACGUCCCCGCCUUCUGGUCACUGGAGGACGCGCUAACCGACCCAUCAUGCGACGCCGUUUGGAUUGCUGGGCCAACGCCGUUCCAUUUGGACUGCAUCCGACUGGCAGCAAACGCUGGAAAGGCAGUGGCUGUCGAGAAACCCGUGGCGGGUUCGGUGGAGGAAAUCGUACAAGCCCACGCAAUCUGUCGCGACAAUGACGUCCCGCUCUACUGCUCCUUUCAGAGGCGAACAGAUCGGACGUACGAACAACUUGCAGCCGCCGUUCGAAAGGGCGCUGUCGGCGCCGUCCGGUCCGUCCACGCCAUCUUCAGGGACCACCCGGUGCCGUCCAUAGAGUUUUUGAAGCAGGGAGGCGAUAUCUUCCACGACCUCGCGCCCCACGAUUGCGACUUCGUCUGCUUCAGCCUUGGACUGGGAGAGCCGAACGAGGUUUACGCCACCGCCCGGUCCUUUCUGCCGCAGCUGGAGGAGGCCGGCGUGAAGGACUCCGCGCACUGCCUCUUCACGUUCCCCUCGGGCGCCGUGUUCACCCUGGAGAUGACCCGGUGCAGCGCGUACGGCUACGACAACCGAAUCGAGGUCAUGGGCGAGAAAGGCAUGCUGAGCUUAGGGAAUCCGCCUAGCUCCGGUCUGGAGUUCUUCGACAGCACGGGGUGCUCGACGUCUCCCCCCGAGCAUUCCUUCCCGCAGCGAUUCCGUGAGGCUUACGCGAUGGAAGUGGGAGCGUUUGAGGAGGUUCUGAGGGGCAACUCCGAGCCGCUGGUGACCUGCCACGACUCGUGCCGGACGACGCACAUGGCCGAGCGGGCGUCGGUGUCAGCCAGCAGCGACCGGCCGGUCGCGAUAUCGUUCGACGGGAUCAUGAGCGGGUAUGCAAGCUGAACCUUCCGGUACACCGACCAAAUGGAAUUCAACCUCGGGUGUUUGAGUGAGAUUCAUAGGCUCGGGGUAUUUGCCCAAUUGCCCUCACUCGGGUGUUUUUAGGUUCGGAGGCUUGGGGGUAAUUGACCCCACCUACGGGCUCGCAAUCGAAGUUGUCGGCGUGGAAGGGUUGAAACGUUGAAACCGUUUUUUGCGUAUUGAACCCAUCGACCUUGGAAUAACUCCAUGGGUUGGUUCGGAUAUAUUCUGAAUCGAGCGUCAUCGGUGAGGGAGGCGGGCAGCGUCGUGAGGGUUACAACGGAGGGUUGUUGUAGGAGAGCCCUCGAAGGAAGCCAACUGAUACAGUCAGUCAGGUAUGAUCCGGGCUCUCCUUGGCACGUUUGGGUGUUGCGCGGACGGUCUGUCACGCUCGCUCUCGAUCUAGUUCUUGUGCCUUUCUUUGCUGUCUUGGUUCUUUCGACUCUAUUUUCCAGCGGUACACGUUGUUCAAUCAAACGAUGAUAUCAAGACGACGUGUCCAAGGUUUGCGAAGGUGAUCGGUACGGCGGUGUCGAAUAUACGCUAGGGAAUUCCUGUAGAACUUGUGGCCAUACUAUAGAACGUUUUUUGCCCAGAUUCUUAAAUCUCGUUGCUAUUCCGAAACAGAGCACAUCCGUCAAGGACAGGAUGGGCGAUGAAUCGUGUCCUGUUGUAUGCUUCUGGUGGUGUGGUACAGGGGGGGGUACCAGUCACGUCAGUCGUGUCUGAUACAUGUAGAAUAUAAACGAAAUUUUCGUGUAUUUACCCUUAUGCCAAUGGACAUCCGUUUCGUCUCUUUGCUUCUGUAAGUUCAUCACUUAAUAUCUUUACCUACUGUUUCACCAUAAUGUAUCCCAUGGAGAGACUGCUGUUGUACGGAGUACGUACUUUAAGAGAUGGCGUGGAAUUCACGGGAGUCUGGUCGCUGAAAGGGGCACCAAAUACGACGCAAUGUUGUGUCGAGAGUUGGCGACACAGCAGCAGCGCGCGAGAAAGGUGUUCGUUUGUUUUUUCUCAUCUCAUUAAUUAAUAUUCAUUCUGGGCGUCGGUCUUUGCACCUUUCUUCGGUAUGUACAACUCUGGACGCACCAGCUGGGGGUCGUAUAGGAGGGAAGAAGGCCACAGCACCCACUUGUUGCUUACCUCAGCCGACGUCAUUUUGAUAUUGGGUUUAGGGUCGGUAUUCCGCAGGUACAGUAUUAGAUGAGCACUUAUUUUUUUAAAGAAACAUGCAGCAGAGGCAGCAGCAGCGGUUGCCAAGGCCCAGUAUCCUUCUCAGGGUUUUUCGAUCAAGUACGAU